Molecule: messenger RNA, 1299 nt
Organism: Vitis vinifera (wine grape)
Lineage: Eukaryota; Viridiplantae; Streptophyta; Magnoliopsida; Vitales; Vitaceae
Product: WAT1-related protein At5g40240
Exons: 7
Coding region: 133-1188 (351 amino acids)
Cellular component (GO): plasma membrane
Molecular function (GO): transmembrane transporter activity
Source: RefSeq, a predicted model, not a curated record
UUGCAUCACUGGGGGACAAUCAAAUCGUUGAUCUUACUUUGAUUAAAAUUUAGUUACGGGCUUACAACCAAUUACCCCUCUCCCAUCUCCCCCAUCUUUCAAUUGUUUUGGUGUAUGCCAUAAGAGAGAAAGAUGUGGAGUUCAGAACUCACGGCAGUGAUAUUGUUGACGAUAGAGUGCUUGGAUGUGGGUUUAAUCACGUUGAGCAAAGCAGCCAUGAGGAGAGGAAUGAGCGACUACGUUUUUGUUGUCUACUCAAAUGCCCUUGCCGUUCCAGUGCUCUUUCUCUGUAGCCUCCUCUUUCACAGGAGAAGGUCCCCUCCUCCACUCACACCUUCCAUCCUGUGUAGAAUCUUUCUUCUCGGCCUGGUCAGCUGUUCAUUACAGAUGCUCAAGUUUAUAGGGAUAGGGUAUAGCUCUCCAACUCUUGCCUCCGCCAUGACUAAUCUCAUCCCUGCUUUUACCUACGUACUUGCCAUCGUCACCAGGAUGGAAAAGCUAGACUUGAAAGUCAAAAGCAGUCGUGCCAAAUGUCUUGGAACCCUAGUAUCAGUAGCAGGGGCACUCCUUAUAACUAUAUACAAAGGCCCCGGAAUUGAAUUUGCUUCAACUACUCCUUCCAUGCUUAACCACAAUCUUCUGCUGCCCCGAUCAAACUGGAUCAUUGGAGGCUUUCUCACUGCAGCUGCUGCCUUCAUGGUCGCAGUGUUGCUUGUUUUCCAGACCUCUAUCAUUAGAGACUACCCUGCAGAGCUGAUCGUAACCCUCAUUUCUCACAUAUUUGCAACCAUGCAAUCUUCUCUAGUCUCUCUGAUCGCAGAAAGAGAUCCAAGUGCUUGGAGGCUAAGGCUUGAUAUGGAGUUGAUAGCUGUUGGAUACUCGGGAAUUUUUGUGGUUGCAUUGCGAGGUGCUGUUUAUGCAUGGGUUCUGCACCAAAAGGGACCUGUCUUUGUAGCCAUGUUUAAGCCAGCUGGGAUCGUUAUUGCAGUUAUCAUGGGGGUUACUUUUCUCGGGGAUAAGCUCCAUCUUGGCAGUGUGAUUGGAGCUGCUAUAAUAGCUCUUGGGUUUUAUACUGUGGUUUGGGGGAAAGCCAAAGAAGAGAAGAUGGCUGAAGACAUUGCAGCUUGUGGCGUUAACACAUCCUCCCACAGAGUUCCCCUUCUCCAAAACAAAAGCACUGAAGUGUAGAGUUUUUGUAGGAAACAAAAAUUGAAAACAUGCCAAAAUUGAAAUAAUAAAUGAGUGGUAGACUUGCUACCCAGCUGCCAUAAUCAAAUAUAUGAUAGAUUUCUGGCCAAA